GAGGUUUUUCUUCUCUCGUUUUUUGGGCAUCAAGGCUUUUUUUUAGUUGUUUGAAACCACAAGUAAGAGGAGAAUCAAUGAGAUUAGAUAUGGAAUCAGGUAACUCAAAAUGUAUCUCCGAUGACAUCAAAAUAAAUUACAUGACCGUUGGGACUUAUUCCAUCGUCAAUCCUAACGAAGGCCACCAUCUUCCGCCUUCUCACAAACUCUUUGUCACUGUGUCAUCUCCUAAAGGGAAAAGCCAUCAUCAUGCAGAGAAUGUAGAGUCCGGGAAAUUCGUGUUCACGGCAGAUGAAACUGGCGAUUACAUGACGUGUUUUGUGGCUCCAGGCUAUAGACCUACUGCGAAAUUCGCGGUUGAUUUCGAAUGGAAAAGCGGUGUAGAGGCUAAAGAUUGGACCACUAUCGCCAAGAGAGGCCAAAUAACCAUGCUGGAGGUGGAGGUGAGGAAAUUACUCGACGUGACAGAAACUAUACAUGACGAAAUGUUUCAGCUCCGGGAGAGGGAACGGGAAAUGCAAGAGUUAAACCGAUCAACGAAUUCAAGAAUGGCCGCUCUGAGUUUACUGUCGUUUGUGGUAACAAUGUCGGUCGCCGGUUUACAACUAUGGCACCUCAAGUCAUUCUUGGAGAGGAAGAAGCUCCUCUGAUCAUACUUGUUGCUUUGAUUACUUUUAACAAAUGUUGGUGUUUUCGGUUUAGCUUCGUUUACUUACUUAACCAAUCAAUAGUCUUGAGUUUG
Arabidopsis arenosa is the source of this 742-nucleotide messenger RNA. NCBI's taxonomy places the organism in Eukaryota, Viridiplantae, Streptophyta, Magnoliopsida, Brassicales, Brassicaceae. The record is from the annotation of a GenBank genome assembly.